This is a messenger RNA of Quercus robur (English oak), 831 nucleotides long. RefSeq names its product serine/threonine-protein phosphatase 7 long form homolog. The record is from RefSeq and is a predicted model, not a curated record. The transcript has 4 exons. Bases 1 to 831 code for a protein of 276 amino acids. Lineage: Eukaryota; Viridiplantae; Streptophyta; Magnoliopsida; Fagales; Fagaceae.
AUGGGGGCCCUUUUGUUCAUGGACAAGUCUGUGGACCGGGUCUCACUGGUGCCUCUGCAGUUGCUCAACCCAAUCAGCAAUGCGAGACAGUAUAGCUGGGGUAGUGCAGCAUUGGCCUGGCUGUAUAGGCAACUUUGUGGUGCAUUGAAGAAGGAUGCGAUGCAGAUUGGAGGAGCACUCUUGUUGGUGCAGCUAUGGGCCUAUUCAAGGUGGAGCGGGCCAAAAUGCACCGCAGAGCAUGCCACACACGUCCUUGCUGCGUACCGGGCGUCACUGGCUACAUUACGGGCCAAGCAGAUUGUAUGGGAACCGUACACGCAUACGCUGGGCUCCCUACUUGCGUAUUGCACUGCUGGGCAGCAUAUUUGGAGGGCCGAGGUGCCAUUGAUAUACUUUUGGAUAGUGGAGUGGCAUCAUCCUAAGCGGGUCCUUCGUCAGUUUGGGAUGAAGCAACCAGUUCGACGUGUCGUGGAUACGUCGACUACCCUUCACAAGAUAUCCCUCCAGGGUAAAUGGGAGAAGAACCAUGUGCCCUUUAUUCAGCAAUGGGCCAAUCGAGAGAAUGUAGUUCGCAGGUCCUCUCUCCUAGACGGUGAUGAUACGUACCUCGUUGAGUACAUGAUGUGGUACAAUCGCAACACAAGGUGGUACAUAACACCAGAGUCUGCGUACUGGGAACUCAUGGUUCGGACGAUGAUUAGGUCUAUACAGAGGUGUGAUGAAGGUUCUGACAUGCACACUGACCUUAAAUUUACACUAGAGCUUGUGGAGGAGCUAGGCCGACUUAAAUUGGUGAAUGCGCUUGCAGAAGCAGUUGGCAUUGCUACAUAG